ACAGGAGAGAAGACAUUUUCAUGUCCGGAAUGUGGAAAAUAUUUUAGUAAGAAAUCACAUCUUGUAACUCAUGAGAGAACUCACACAGGAGAGAAGCCAUUUUCAUGUCCAGAAUGUGUGAAGUGUUUUAGUCAAAAAUCAAAUCUUGAAAAACAUAUAAAAACUCACACAGGAGAGAAGCCAUUUUCAUGUCCAGAAUGUGUGAAGUGUUUUAGUCAUAAAUCAAGUCUCAUGGAACAUAUGAGAACUCACACAGGAGAGAAGCCAUUUUCAUGUCCGGAAUGUGUGAAGAGUUUUACACAGAAAUCAAAUCUUGUGGAUCAUAUGAAGAUUCACACAGGAAAGAAGCCAUUUUCAUGUCCAGAAUGUGGUAAAUAUUUUAGUAAGAAAUCACAUCUUGUAACUCAUGAGAGAACUCACACAGGAGAGAAGCCGUUUUCAUGUCCAGAAUGUGUGAAGAGUUUUAGUCAAAAAUCAAAUCUUGAAAAACAUAUAAAAACUCACACAGGAGAGAAGCCAUUUUCAUGUCCAGAAUGUGUGAAGUGUUUUAGUCAAAAAUCAUAUCUUGUGGAACAUAUGAGAACUCACACAGGAGAGAAACCAUUUUCAUGUCCUGAAUGUGUGAAGUGUUUUACGCACAAAACAAAUCUUGAAAAACAUAUGAGAACUCACACAGGGGAGAAGCCAUUUUCAUGUCCAGAAUGUGUGAAGUGUUUUAGUCAUAAAUCAAGUCUCAUGGAACAUAUGAGAACUCACACAGGGGAGAAGCCAUUUUCAUGUCCGGAAUGUGUGAAGAGUUUUACAGACAAAAGAAAUCUUUUACAUCAUAUGAAGACUCACACAGGAGAGAAGCCAUUUUUUUCUGCUUGGAAUGCGAUAACUGUUUUACUACAUACACACUAA
Molecule: messenger RNA, 903 nt
Organism: Hyla sarda
Lineage: Eukaryota; Metazoa; Chordata; Amphibia; Anura; Hylidae
Product: gastrula zinc finger protein XlCGF8.2DB-like
Exons: 1
Biological process (GO): regulation of transcription by RNA polymerase II
Cellular component (GO): nucleus
Molecular function (GO): DNA-binding transcription activator activity, RNA polymerase II-specific; RNA polymerase II cis-regulatory region sequence-specific DNA binding
Source: RefSeq, a predicted model, not a curated record